AUGUCCAACUCAAGCCCGGUUCACUGUAGGACUAUUGAGGACGUCCCGCUGCCAUAUCCCGCUUCCAAGCUCAUCAUCACCCAGCGUCUUCAAGCCUCACGAGAAUCACCCUUCUGGGCGUGGAUCAUUGUUGGCGCAUUCUACGACAGACAAGAUAACGUCCUCUGGAGCACUGAGAUCUUCGCUGGUCGGCUGGACAUCGAUUCGGACUCUGAAGACGAGUCUAUUGAUACUGAGUCUUUGGCGGAGAGUUAUACCGAGGAGAUAGCUUCUUCAGAUAUUCAUGCGCGCAAUGCUCUAUAUAACCCCCGUGUCUUCCACAAUUCUGACUCUCCUCAGACGUUUUCUCUUCCUACCAAGAACAAUCGUAUCAUAACAACCAAGCCUUGA
Fusarium musae is the source of this 390-nucleotide messenger RNA. RefSeq lists its product as uncharacterized. NCBI's taxonomy places the organism in Eukaryota, Fungi, Ascomycota, Sordariomycetes, Hypocreales, Nectriaceae. The coding region runs from base 1 to 390 and encodes 129 amino acids. The transcript has 2 exons. The record is from RefSeq and is a predicted model, not a curated record.